AGGAACAAGUUGGUUGAGUGAAAGCGAUUAGGAUGCGCAAGAGAAGACCAACCAACGAAAACGGAUGAGGCUGCCAUGCCACGUUUUACUAAUAAUUAAUAGUGACCAAAGGGUGUGCGUGAUAUGGCCAUGUCAUAAGAUUAUUGUUCGGAUGAGAUAUCGGAGCGAGCAAGUCUAAGAUGAAUCGUAGCGAAUCGGAGUGGGCCUUUCAGCAGUUCCUACAGGAAGCUGCUGCUUCUUCUUCCUCUAAUUCUGAUCAUCAUCAUCUUAAAUUCAAAAACGAAUUCAACAUCAACAUCCCUGUUACUACUACUUCUAUUCAAAAUAUUAAUGUUGAUUCCCAAGACUACCAUGCUAUUCUUAAGACCAAGCUUAAUCUCGCAUGCGCUGCUGUUGCUAUGACUCGGGGAUCUUUGGUCAAAUCUCAAAACCCUGCCACUUUCUCUGACAGUGGACCACAGGCAUCUAAUUCUUCUGAAGAUGGAUUGCAGGCUACCUUAAAAGGAUCUGGCCCUUCUGGAAAUGAUCCCUCUAAAUUACAAAAUAAAGAUGUCAAAGCACAAAUUGGGAUUCCUUCCUCAUCUUCCAUGCAAAACAAACCUGCUGUCGCAAUGAGGCCAACGAUAAGUGGAUCAUCAGGAGAACAAUCAGAUGAUGAGGAAGUGGAGGGAGAGAUUAAUAUGACUGAAAACAUGACUCCUGUUGAUGCAAAACGAGUAAGGAGGAUGCUUUCUAAUAGGGAGUCAGCCAGACGCUCAAGAAGGAGAAAGCAGGCUCAUUUAACUGAGCUGGAGACACAGGUCUCCCAAUUACGAAGUGAAAAUUCUUCGUUGUUAAAGCGAUUCACGGAUGUGAGCCAGAAAUACAAUAAUGCUGCAGUUGACAACAGAGUACUGAAAGCUGAUGUUGAAACAUUAAGAACAAAGGUGAAGAUGGCUGAAGAGACAGUGAAAAGAAUUACUGGGUUGAACCCAAUGCUUCAUGCCAUAACUGAGAUGUCAUCAAUGGCAAUGCCAUCGUUUGAUGAAAGUCCUUCUGAGACAUCAGCUGAUGCUGCUGUUUCUGUGCAAGAAGACCCAAAUCAUCACCGUUGUCAACCCACUUCUAAUAAUGGGUUGGGAGGCAUUUCUUCAAUUGAAACUGUGCAGCAGAAUGUUGCAGCAGUGGUAGGUGGCAACAAAACGGGGAGAACAACUUCCCUGCAUAGAGUGGCUAGCUUGGAACAUCUUCAGAAGAGGAUUCGUGGUGGUGCAGAUUCACGUGGACCUCCUUCUAAUGGAGAACAAUAACAUAGUAGUUAAAUUUACAUUAUGCUUUUUAUGAGGAAACUAUUCUAAAACUCUUGUUUCUGCUAGUUGUAAGUAAGAGCAAAUUCUUAUUGAUGUAUGUGAAUCUUAUUGAGCAUAUUCUGCUGGAUAAUCCUAUUUUUCUUUUUUUUUUUGUGUGUGUGGACUCCUCCAAAUCUUAAUUCAUGGCUGAUGGGGACAAAGGAGUGUAACUAGUGUUGGUAGAGGUCGCCUUAUCCAAAUUGGAUAUUGUUUGCUUAA
Molecule: messenger RNA, 1547 nt
Organism: Glycine soja
Lineage: Eukaryota; Viridiplantae; Streptophyta; Magnoliopsida; Fabales; Fabaceae
Product: light-inducible protein CPRF2-like
Exons: 6
Coding region: 180-1289 (369 amino acids)
Biological process (GO): regulation of DNA-templated transcription
Molecular function (GO): DNA-binding transcription factor activity
Source: RefSeq, a predicted model, not a curated record